Messenger RNA from Cavia porcellus (domestic guinea pig), 2474 nucleotides. It is a transcript of the gene Nfs1, whose product is annotated as NFS1 cysteine desulfurase. The transcript is spliced from 13 exons. NCBI's taxonomy places the organism in Eukaryota, Metazoa, Chordata, Mammalia, Rodentia, Caviidae. Gene Ontology annotation, molecular function: pyridoxal phosphate binding; cysteine desulfurase activity. Gene Ontology annotation, biological process: [2Fe-2S] cluster assembly. The record is from RefSeq and is a predicted model, not a curated record. The coding region runs from base 67 to 1440 and encodes 457 amino acids. Gene Ontology annotation, cellular component: cytosol; nucleus; mitochondrion.
AGUACUUCCGGUAACCUGGGCCCAAAACUGCUGCUUCUUUGCGCGGUGGGCUCUGCUAUCGGUACCAUGUUUUUCCGAGCCGCUUGGAGGCGGGCGGCUUUGUUGGUGAAGGUUUCUCCCGGGCCGAGGCCCACCCUGCACAAUCGAGGACUGCGCCUGCGUGUUAUAGAUAAUGCUUCCCAAUCGGCUGUACCCUCAGAUGCAGCCGCUGCCCCUGAGGCAGAGUCAGGCCUUCGACCUCUCUAUAUGGAUGUGCAAGCUACAACUCCUCUGGAUCCCCGGGUACUUGAUGCUAUGCUCCCUUACCUUAUCAACUAUUAUGGGAACCCACACUCCCGGACUCAUGCUUAUGGCUGGGAAAGUGAGGCGGCCAUGGAACAUGCACGCCAGCAAGUAGCAUCUCUGAUUGGAGCUGAUCCCCGUGAGAUAAUUUUCACCAGUGGUGCUACUGAAUCCAACAACAUAGCAGUUAAGGGAGUGGCCAGAUUCUAUAAGUCACGGAAAAAGCAUGUGAUCACCACACAGACAGAACACAAAUGUGUCUUAGACUCUUGCCGUUCACUGGAAGCAGAGGGCUUUCGUGUCACCUACCUCCCAGUACAGAAGAAUGGAAUCAUCGAUCUAAAGGAACUAGAGGCUGCCAUCCAGCCAGAUACCAGCCUGGUUUCAGUUAUGACUGUGAACAAUGAGAUUGGAGUGAAACAGCCUAUUGCAGAAAUAGGGCAGAUUUGCAGUUCCAGAAAGGUAUAUUUCCAUACUGAUGCAGCCCAGGCUGUUGGAAAAAUCCCACUUGAUGUCAAUGACAUGAAAAUUGAUCUCAUGAGCAUCAGUGGCCACAAACUCUAUGGGCCUAAAGGGGUUGGUGCCAUCUAUAUCCGCCGCCGUCCCCGAGUGCGUGUGGAGCCCCUGCAGAGCGGAGGGGGGCAGGAGCGGGGUAUGCGGUCUGGGACAGUGCCCACACCCUUGGUGGUGGGGCUGGGGGCUGCGUGUGAGGUGGCACAACAAGAGAUGGAGUAUGACCACAAGCGGAUCUCACAGUUAGCAGAGCGGCUAACACAGAACAUAAUGAAGAGCCUUCCCGAUGUGGUGAUGAAUGGGGACCCUGAACACCACUACCCUGGGUGUAUCAAUCUCUCCUUUGCAUAUGUGGAAGGGGAGAGUCUGCUGAUGGCACUCAAGGAUGUUGCUUUGUCCUCAGGGAGUGCUUGUACUUCUGCAUCUCUGGAGCCCUCUUAUGUCCUUAGAGCAAUUGGCACUGAUGAGGAUUUAGCACACUCUUCUAUCAGGUUUGGCAUUGGCCGCUUCACAACUGAGGAAGAAGUGGACUACACUGUGGAGAAAUGUGUUCAGCAUGUGAAGCGUCUUCGAGAAAUGAGUCCUCUCUGGGAGAUGGUGCAGGAUGGCAUUGACCUCAAGAGCAUCAAGUGGACUCAACACUAGAAGAAUAUGCCGCUGACUCUGUGCUGGUCUGACUCUUUUCUUUCUCACUGACCCAUGCACACUGAAUAGUUUAUAUCCAGGGUGUGCUCUGUGGUCAAACUGAAAUUGCUGUAUCCCCAUUAACUUUAGCACAGCCCACUUCCAAGUCCAAAACAAAAGAAAAUAUCUUUCUGCAGCCUUCACGACUUUGUUGAGGGUAUAUAUCCAUUUCUCUUCAAGAGUGCUGCUCUGGUCUUAUAGUGUGUAGUCGUUUCCAUCCUGAAGCAGUAGAGACAUUUGCUAUAAUAUUACUGCUGGACAUCUCUGUGACUUUUGUGCAGAUCAAAGAAGAACUAAAAGAAGGCUGUUUGUUCAGGGACUCUGAUGUUCUAUGUGCACAUUUGAAUCACUUUCUGCUGCUCAGCUGGACUGGCUCCUUGAGCAACAAGAAUAAUCAACUUCUUUAAUUUUGUGUGUGUGUAUUUGGUUCCAAAAGACAUCUCUUUAUAUUGUCUAUAGACGAAACAGCAAGUUUCUUAGAAGGCUUACAGUGGACCCUCAAGUUAUGACUGGCUCGACAUACAGACAGCUUGAGUUAUGGCUGGAAUUUUAGUUUUAAUUUCCUUUAUGACCGAAGUCUUGAGUUAUGACCUGAAUGCUGGCUACUUGUGCUUCCAGACGGUCUCAGAUGUAGAUUCACCCUAAAGGAGUUCUGGAAGGAACAUUAUAACAUUGUUUCUUUUAUGGAGUUCCUUCAGAAAUCUUGGGCCAGAGUCUCUCUCUAAGGACACCAACAUCUGCUUGUAUGCAGGAGAGAGAUUUGAAGACUAUGUUGAGUCUGAGCCUUCAGCUGACAACCUGAGUUAUAAUCAGCUCUUGGGAACGAAUUGAGUUUAUAAGUCAAGGGUCCACAGUAUCUCCUUUACUGUUCUCAUCUUCCUUUUUUUCUUUUAAUAGAGCUAAAAAUAUCUGUAUGACUAUUAUUCUAAUAAUUUAUGUUUCUUUGAAAUUUGUUAAUUUGGAGAUUGGAGAAAUAAACUUGAUCUUCUGUUUUA